Messenger RNA from Acaulospora colombiana, 333 nucleotides. NCBI's taxonomy places the organism in Eukaryota, Fungi, Glomeromycota, Glomeromycetes, Diversisporales, Acaulosporaceae. The record is from the annotation of a GenBank genome assembly.
AUGAACAAGGAAACAAGUGAAGAUCGAAAAAUAAUAUUGGACAGAGAAGUCCAAAACGAGAAAAGGAAACAAGUGAAGAUCGAAAAAUGUCAUUGGACAGAGAAGUCCGAAACAAGCAAGGAAACAAAUGAAAAUCGGAAAAUGUCAUUGAACAGAGAAAGAAGUCUGAAACAAGCAAGGAAACAAGUGAAGAUUGAAAAAUGUCAUUGGACAGAGAAGUUCAAAACGAACAAGAAAACAAGUGAAGAUUGGAAAAUGUCAUUAGACAAAGUCCAAAACGAGAGAAGAUCAGAAAAUGCCAUUAGACAAAGUCCAAAAAAUAAUGACCAGAAA